Molecule: messenger RNA, 868 nt
Organism: Arachis ipaensis
Lineage: Eukaryota; Viridiplantae; Streptophyta; Magnoliopsida; Fabales; Fabaceae
Source: RefSeq, a predicted model, not a curated record
CACCAAUUGCAUGCUUUAAUAGCAUUUAAAUGCUUUCAUUUUCUCUUUAUUAUCUUGUAAUAUUCCAACCAAUGAUUGCAUAUGUAAAAGUUUUACUUCUUUGUCAAGAAAUUCCAUCCUUUUUUGCAGUGACAAUGAACCUAAGAAUCAAAUUUGAAUUUCAUUUUGUAUUCAAAUGAUAAAGAUAUUAGCCAAUGAGUUAUAGCUCAAUUGGCAUAGUCUCUCCAUACUCAAUUAAGAGGUUGCAGGUAUCAGUUUCAUCAAUGGAAGUUGGAGUAGUGCCAGAAUCAUCAAUCAGCAAUGGAUCAAUUUGCCAUUCAAGACCACCAAAGGGAACAAUUGACCUAUUUUCAGGACCUACCCCAAUGCAAAUGAGUUCAUAUCUCACUCCAAUGGACAGAGAAGCCAGAGUCCUAAGGUAUAGAGAGAAGAAGAAGACAAGAAAAUUCGAGAAGACCAUAAGGUAUGCAUCAAGAAAGGCCUAUGCAGAGACUCGGCCGCGAAUCAAAGGCCGAUUCGCCAAGAGAACUGAUGUUGAAGCUGAAGUUGAUCAGAUGUUCUCCACACCAUUGAUUACAGAAGUUGGUUAUGGCAUUGUUCCUUCAUUCUGAAGAAAGCCAGAGCAGAAGCCAGAGAAGCAAGUGAUGAAGAUAUUUCAUAUUUAUGUUGCUAUGUUACUAAGUUUUCUAGAUUGGUAUUAUUUUUUAUAUGAUCUUCUAAUCUUCUAUAUACAUAUGCUUUUAUUUAUUUCUUGAUUUUAUUGCAUUUGAAUCAUGACUCUGCUAUUAUUAUUAUUUGUAAAUAUAGUUCCUAAUUAUAUUAAGUUUAUUACAUUUUGUAUCAAGAUGUAAUUUCUGUAUUCUAUUCA